AACCGCUACUUCCGGCAAGUCACUGGAAUGCAGAGGUGAAAGUGGCUGUGUUUUGCUUCGGCUUCUCUCUCCGCUCUCUCGCUUUCCCGGCAGAAAACCCGCCGGACAUGUGUUUGAUCGCGUCCCACAAGCGGCGACGUUAAUUCGGGUUGAAUCGGCGGCCAGACGCGUCGGUUUGCUGCCCGCGUCGCUAACGUUAGCUGGCUAAGCUAGCCGGCUAGCUCGCGGGGCUAACGGCUGCCUGGUGUCCGGGUUGAAGCUCCGCCGGUUGGAGGCUCAGGAGCAGGAAGUUCCGCUCGGCUUCCCCGCGGAGUCGCUCCCGUCUCUCCUGCGUGUCUCCGGGGGGGGGAAGAGCCAGUUUCAUGUGAGCGCCGCGGCUCCGCUCGAUGUUUUAAUGGGAGGCGGGUCGCUGUGCGGGGGGCAUCGCGGGCGUCACUCGAGCAGAGAGCGGAGGAGCUGGCUGGCUGUCGGGCUCACAUGGAGUCUCUGGCCGGCUACGUCUACAAGGCAGCCAGCGAGGGCCGCGUCCUGACGCUGGCCGCCCUGCUGCUCAACCACUCCGACACGGAGACCCAGUACCUGCUGAGCUACGUGACUCACCUGGCCGGCCAGAGGUCCACGCCUCUCAUCAUCGCAGCCCGAAACGGUCAUGACAAAGUAGUGCGGCUGCUGCUGGACCACUACAAGGUGGACACCGAGCAGACCGGGACGGUGCGCUUCGACGGGUACGUCAUCGACGGGGCGACGGCGUUAUGGUGUGCAGCCGGGGCGGGACACUUUGAGGUGGUGCGCCUGCUGGUGAGUCACCAUGCCAACGUGAACCACACCACCAUCACCAACUCCACGCCGCUGCGGGCCGCCUGCUUCGACGGGCGCCUGGACAUCGUGCGCUACCUGGUGGAGCACGACGCCGACAUCAGCAUCACCAACAAGUACAACAACACCUGCCUGAUGAUCGCCGCCUACAAGGGCCACACGGACGUGGUGAGCUUCCUGCUGGAGCGAGGGGCGGACCCCAACGCCAAGGCCCACUGCGGGGCCACCGCCCUGCACUUUGCCGCCGAGGCGGGCCAUCUGGACAUUGUGAAGGAGCUGGUGCGCUGCCAGGCGGCCAUGGUGGUUAACGGACACGGCAUGACGCCGCUGAAGGUGGCGGCAGAGAGCUGUAAAGCCGACGUGGUGGAGCUGCUGCUGGCGCACGCCGACUGCAACUCCGGCAGCCGCAUCGAGGCCCUGGAGCUGCUGGGCGCCUCGUUCGCCAACGACCGAGAGAACUACGACAUCCUGAAGACUUACCACUACCUGCACCUGGCCAUGAUGGAGCGCUACAGCAACCCGGACAACGUCAUCGCCAAGGAGCUGCUGCCGCCCAUCGAGGCCUACGGGGGGCGCAGCGAGUGCAGAACACUCCAAGAGCUGGAGAGCAUCCAGGUGGACCGGGACGCCCUGCACAUGGAGGGGCUGAUGGUCCGGGAGCGCAUCCUGGGCUCGGAUAAUAUUGACGUGUCGCAUCCCAUCAUCUACCGCGGCGCUGUUUACGCCGACAACAUGGAGUUCGAACAGUGCAUCAAGCUGUGGCUGCACGCGCUUCGCCUGCGGCAGAAGGGCAACCGCAACACGCACAAGGACCUGCUGCGCUUCGCCCAGGUGUUCUCCCAGAUGGUCCACCUGAAGGAGCCGGUGUUGGCCCCGGCCGUCGAGCAGGUGCUGAGCUGCAGCGUGCUGGAGAUCCAGCGCAGCAUGGCUCGCGUGGAAGCGGCGCCCGAGGCCGAGCUGCCGCAGGCCAUGGACAACUACGAGUCUAACGUCUUCACCUUCCUCUACCUGGCCUGCAUCUCCACCAAGACCACCUGCACCGAGGAGGAGCGCGCGCGCAUCAACAAGCAGAUCUACAACCUGAUCCAGCUGGACCCGCGCUCCCGCGAGGGCUCGUCGCUGCUGCACCUCGCCAUCAGCUCCAGCACGCCGGUGGACGACUUCCACACCAACGACGUGUGCAGCUUCCCCAACGCGCAGGUCACCAAGCUGCUGCUGGACUGCGGCGCGCAGGUCAACGCCGUCGACAACGAGGGCAACAGCCCGCUGCACGUCAUCGUCCAGUACAACCGGCCCAUCAGCGACUUCCUCACGCUGCACGCCAUCAUCAUCAGCCUGGUGGAGGCCGGCGCCCACACGGACAUGACCAACAAGCAGAAGAAGACGCCGCUGGACAAGAGCACCACGGGCGUGUCGGAGAUCCUGCUGAAGACCCAGAUGAAGAUGAGCCUCAAGUGCCUGGCGGCGCGGGCCGUCCGGCAGCACCAGAUCACCUACCGCAACCAGAUCCCCAAGACGCUGGAGGAGUUUGUGGAGUUCCACUGAGACGGGGACGAACUUAAGACUCACAACAGAGCGAGGGCGGACUCUUGGUUCUUGUUUUUUUUUUUUUUUUCCAAAAAAAAAUCUUAUAAUUUUCUAAUGAAUCCAAACGGUGCUGAGGACGCAGGUGUUAAAACAGGUUUUUGAACAUAUUUGCUUUUUAUAAAAAAAAGAGGGGUUCUUUUUCUAAGUAUUAAUUGCUACGUACCAGCAGCCACAGUUGGCCGUCUUGUGUCUGUCUGUCCGUCUGUCUGUUGCUUUUCCCAGCUGACUGCACAUCGUUACUGCUGGACGUACGGAGGAAACGCCGCGCCGCCGCGGCGGGGCGGGGCGGGGCGGGGCGGGGCGGCGGGUCCGGUCAGAAACACAGAGCACAACCGUGACAUCACUCGACUGGUUCUUCUUUUGCCUUAUCUACAUGCCUGGAGAGAGUCGUGUCGCCAUAUUACUGUGAUUCUACAGGCUGUUUGAAUGUGAGCGUGAGGGGGAGGAGCUUCACCGAGCAGAAUAAGCUAGAGCGAGCGAGCGAGCGAGCGAGAGAGAGAAUAUUAGAAAAUCCAAACUAGAGCGAGAGAAUAAAGGAAUGAAUGAACGAGCGAGCGAAUCGCCUCCAACCUCGUCUGCUGCCCAGGCCUCCUGCAGAUCAGCCGUCACACACACACACACACACACACACACACACACACACACAUCGCUUUCUCUCGCUUUACGGAUUGAUUGAAAGGAAAACAGGAUAUCACACUAAUAAAACAUGAUCUAACUGCUGGACAGAGUUUCUACUCACCAUCAUGUUUGCUCUUUCAUAAUCAACAUGUUUGAAGAGGGUUUUUUUUUUUUUUAAAGCGCGUGCUUCAUCGAGACGUGUGUGUGUUCAGAUCCUCUGCAAAACGAGGCGUGUGGCGAGAGAUUUUUUUUUUUUAGUUUAUUUUAAAAAGCACUGAUCGGUGGAGCAGGUGCGUGUUUUAGUGAUAUGUCUCUUAAAUUAAAUUAAAUUAAAUUAAAUAUUUUCAGUUUUUGCAGAAAGCCCUGGCGUUCAGAUCCUCCUCACUGCUUUUUCCUGCUAAUUCCAAAUUCUAGUUCCUCGGGCGGGCAGGCGGACGCUGUCGUUGGUCGGCUGGAGAGAUUUAUAUGAGGACUUGAGCACCGAAACUAUGAAUGUUUUCCCAAAAUGAAAUAUCGCUUAAGUUAUUUUCCCCUGUUUUUAUUUGGUCUUUUAACAGUGAGCCUGUAGAAGCUCAGCUGAUGGUGCCUGGUUGCGUGGACAGUUUCCGGUUUGACGUUUGGCUCCCGUGACCGCCGGCCCGCAGAGCGCAGCAGCAACACACAUACACACACACACACACACACACACAGCUCGGAGGGGUCAUCUGCAAACUCUGCUUUUUAAUUUGUGCUGUUUUAACUUUGCCCCCAUUUCUGUCGCUGAGCGCUCGUCGCUGUGAUGCACUGCAAAAACUCCAAAUCUUACCAAGAAUAUUUGUCUUAUUUCAAGUCAAAAUGUCUGAUUUCAAGUCAAAAUAUCUCAUAACACUUAAAAUAAGACAUGAUCACUGAAGAAAUAACUUG
This is a messenger RNA of Myripristis murdjan (pinecone soldierfish), 3924 nucleotides long. RefSeq names its product fem-1 homolog b (gene fem1b). NCBI's taxonomy places the organism in Eukaryota, Metazoa, Chordata, Actinopteri, Holocentriformes, Holocentridae. The record is from RefSeq and is a predicted model, not a curated record. The transcript has 2 exons. Gene Ontology annotation, molecular function: protein binding. The coding region runs from base 478 to 2361 and encodes 627 amino acids.